Messenger RNA from Phoenix dactylifera (date palm), 2130 nucleotides. RefSeq names its product LOB domain-containing protein 30-like. Gene Ontology annotation, biological process: hormone-mediated signaling pathway; positive regulation of DNA-templated transcription. The record is from RefSeq and is a predicted model, not a curated record. Gene Ontology annotation, cellular component: nucleus. Lineage: Eukaryota; Viridiplantae; Streptophyta; Magnoliopsida; Arecales; Arecaceae.
CUCUCUCUAAAACUCUAAAACAGGAACACGUACGUUCUAAGACCGAAGAAGAAAGAAGGAAGCAAAGAAGGGGACUGAUAUGAGCGGCAGUACGAGCAGUAGUGUGGGUGGAAGCAGUGGUGGUGGUGGCGGAGGUGGCGGAGGUGGCGGAGGUGGUGGGCCGUGUGGCGCUUGUAAAUUCUUGAGGAGGAAGUGUGUGAGCGGGUGCAUUUUUGCACCAUAUUUUGAUUCAGAGCAAGGGGCGGCGCACUUCGCUGCGGUGCACAAGGUGUUCGGGGCCAGCAACGUGUCCAAGCUCCUCCUCCACAUCCCCGCCCACAAGCGCCUCGACGCCGUCGUCACCAUCUGCUACGAGGCCCAGGCCCGCCUCCGUGACCCCGUCUAUGGCUGCGUCGCCCACAUCUUCGCCCUCCAACAACAGGUGGUGAACCUCCAGGCGGAGCUGUCCUACUUGCAGGCCCACCUCGCGACGCUCGAGCUGCCGACCCCGCCGCCACUUCCCCCUCCGCCACAGCUCUCCACACCGCCACCCUUCUCGAUAUCAGACCUCCCCUCCUCGUUGAACAUGCCUGCCACCGUCGAUCUCUCCACCCUCUUCGACCCUCAGGUGCAGCCCCACUGGUCCCUUCAACAGCAGCAGCAACGGCCAAUAGCGCUCGGGCAGCAGCUCGGCCCCGGUAGCAGAAGCCUCGGCGAGAGCUCGCGAGGUGGCAGCGGGGACCUGCAGGCACUGGCGAGGGAGCUCCUCGACCGGCAAAGGACUGCCACAACUGAGCCCCCUCCCCUCUCCAAAUGAUCUGAUGCAGUGACUCAAGGCGGCUGCCUUCCCGGCAAUAACAAUUAUUAAUGUUGGCAGGUGACCGGAGAUCCAGGAUCCACUUGCUUAUAUAUUGUACUGAGAGGGAUGAAGUAGUUCUUUUUCCCCACUGUUUCAUCGCUUAAAAGGCUUUGCUUGAAACUGAGGUGACGGAAUCUAAUGGACUAUAAUUGAGAAAAAGAAAGAGAUAUUAACGAUCUAUAAAGGCUAAUUAAGCAUUCAGUCCGUAGCCUAUCUUUAGGAGGGGAAUGGUAGGGCCGGUUGAGCUCAUUCUAUUGUUCAGCAUGAUCAAGAAGUUGCAGCAGGUCGUUUUCAAUGGAGCAUAUAUAUUGCUUUCAAAUUAGAUUGCAAUAAAUGAUGAUGUUUAUGGGGAUCAAUGAUUGGGGCAACUUGAAAGAACCGUUUAGUUUCUCAUUGCUGACAAUAUUCUUUCGUUGUUCAUCUGCCCUUGCUUUCAGGAUCUAUGGUGUUGUUAAUGUUGGAAAGUGACAUCAAGUAGGGCAGCUUGGCAUUCUUUCCACACGUAAUUCCUCUACUUGGUAAAAUGUUAAUCAUUGGACUCCCAGCUAUAAAUUUGGAUCCUACGAGUCAGCUGUCCUGUCAUUGCCACAACUUCAGCUUUUCCUGCCUGUAUGAGGCAGGACAAUACUUGUUUGGAGGUUGAUUUUGAUUCCAAGAAGUUUUGUGUUGACUUUUAGCUAGUUUAACUGCUACGUUGGUAAAAACCAGACACAAAAUUUUAGCACAAUACUGGAAUAGAGUUUGAGUUAAUUUAGGAAAGAUGUUCAUAGAUUUUUGGAUUGAAUUAAGAGCCAUAUACUGCAUACCUUGAGUUGAGUCGGAAAGGGCUUAAGAAUGGGCGUCAAAGUUGUUUCAGGAGUUGCUUUAGCGCGUUCAUAUUAUAGGGAAAGCUAUGAUUAUGAAUCGACGCUGUAUUACCUUUAAUUGUGAAUAAUAAUAUUAUUCUGGUGGUGAAUGCCAUGCAAUCCCACGAGCAUCCUAGGCUAUCACCUUAGCUCAUAUGCUUCUGCUUGCAAAAGUCUGCCAUCUGACGCUCAAAAUACCCCAUUUUGCUUCCAAAUAGGCUGAAGGGGCUUAUUGUUGGAUGUGUGAUUCCAAAAAUUGCUAAUGGAUGUAAAAAUAAUAUAUAAUAAGAAUUUUUUAAAAUUAAAAGAAUGACAGUUUGCCUGGAUCAAGACAUAUGAAAAAUACUAUCCUAAGAAUGAAAUUCGCUUCCUCAUAUUGGGUAGUGAGAUUUUUUCCAAGGUACAAUGAAACUCGGGUCAGCACUGUCCUUCACUUCUGAGCACAAU